Molecule: messenger RNA, 230 nt
Organism: Racocetra persica
Lineage: Eukaryota; Fungi; Glomeromycota; Glomeromycetes; Diversisporales; Gigasporaceae
Source: the annotation of a GenBank genome assembly
AUAAUUAUGAGGCUGAAGGCACAAUUAUAUCAAAACAAUAUAGUGUCAAGAAUACUCAAGAUUCCAAAAAACAAGCUGUGCUCCUUGGUAUUGUCUCUACAAUUAUAGCAGUUCUUUUAACUAAAUAUCUGAACUUGUUGGCUAUGAAUUCUACUAGUUAUUGCAACAGUUUAAACUUUCCAGAUACAGCCUUUAUAGUUAGAUUAGAUGAGCCUUGUAUCGAGUUAUAG